Molecule: messenger RNA, 2639 nt
Organism: Octopus sinensis (East Asian common octopus)
Lineage: Eukaryota; Metazoa; Mollusca; Cephalopoda; Octopoda; Octopodidae
Exons: 10
Coding region: 235-2481 (748 amino acids)
Molecular function (GO): protein binding
Source: RefSeq, a predicted model, not a curated record
AAUCACGAGAAUGUGAAACGCUUUUAAAAGAAUGCACCGCUAAAUAAUAAUAAUGAUUUGAAAUAUAUUUUCGAUUCUUUAGUUCCUGAAGCUCCGAAAAAUCUUCGUUUGGUAGCUCAGACACAGAACCAAGUGAAACUAACCUGGGAUCCGCCCUCAAACUGUAACACUGUGGUGAAAUAUAUCAUACUGAUAGAAUGUGAAACACAGAAUUAUAGCAAAAAACAAACGGUUAUGGAAAACAUUUCCAUUAUUAAUGGUUUAAUUCCAGCUACGAACUAUAUCUUACAGGUGGCGGCUGCAAACAAAAGAGGACGUGGUCCAUUCUCUUCACUACAAAUUAAUACACCAGACAAAUAUAGUUAUAUUCCCCCGAAACUUAAUGUAGCAGUUAUUGGUAGAAAUGAGGUGCACUUGUCAUGGCUACCACCAAAAGAUGCACUCGGACGUGUCAACCGUUAUGAAGUUUUCAUGGAUGGAACAUUGGUAUAUUCAGGAAAUAAUAUGACCCUUGCUCUUACAAGAUUGACACCCGAUAGAGAAUAUACAUUUGUGGUAUCGGCUAUAACUAACGAAGGACGACUUGAUAGUGUUCCAUUGAAGAAGAAAACAUUUAAAGACGAUUUUAAUACAGAAACUAUCGUUUCGAGGUCGGUGACAAAUCUUGUAAAGAACAAAUAUUUUUCAAAGAAACCAAUAAAAUCGUAUCUGGCUCCAAGAAGAUGCAAAUCAGCUUAUUGUUUAAAAAGAAAUCAUUCAAAAAUAAAGGCUUCAGCAUCCGCCUCUUUACUAACCAAAAGAUCUACAUUCCAAAAACAUCAAAGUCAUUCUGCAUCACCAUUUAUGCAUCAUAUGCACAAUAAAAAGCAUAAUACGAAAUCCACACUAAUUAAUAAACGUUCAGCUAAAGAAUCUUUAGCUUUGUUGCCACCCAGUCAAAUUAACAUCAGUAUGUGUGGACACGAAUUAAAUAUUCUAGACAGUGAAUUUUUAUUAGAAACCGGUGACGGUCUGGAUUUGGAUAAAACCGUUGCUCUUUCAAAGACACCAGCCAAUUCAUCACUGGGAAACAGACUUCAUACCGCCGGCGAAAUAAUUGGACCGUUCCAUUCUACACCAAAUAAAGAGAACAUGGUAAAUACUUAUGAAGAGCGACAGUUCUCAAAGAAACUUCUUACUUCAAUGUGGAGUAUUCCACAAAACCUUCAAAGCAGACGACUAAAGAAAACCAGCGCCAAGCAACGUACUGAACAAUUACAUGUAUCUAACGCAAAACACAUAGAUAUAGAAAAGAACAAUUCUUGUUGUGUAGGCACAAAGUCUCGUUUGGAACGGAAAAUUCCCCGUGAUGAACUUGUCUCCAAAGAAAAAAGUAGAGGUAGUAAAGAAGUUUGCAAAAACAAUCAUUCCAAGAGUACAACUACUAAAGUUGAUCGAAGAACUAUAACCAUCGCUAGAAGUUUACACAAUCUUAAAUUAAACGAAGAUAAACGUUUGAGUAAAGAACUAAUAAGAUUAUCACCAUCUGUCGGCACCACAAAAAAGUUUGGUACUAAAGAAAUUAACAAGGCAAAACUAGUCUCAAAAGAUAAUCCGUCUUCAGGGAUUAAGAAUAAAGAUGAAAACAUUUCACCCGAGAAACUUUCUAAAAGUGAAUGUAAUAGCAAGCAGGAUAAACGCCAAAAAUCUAAAAAAAGUGUCCAUAAAAAUAAAUACAUGCGUUCAUCUGGCAGCGGAAAACACUCGCCGAAGUCUACAUCAAGCUUGACUUCAUCAUCCGGUAAAAGCAAAGUGAUACGAAUGCGCGGGAAGUCUGCCAUUUUAUCUUCUCCACAACUUGUUGGUAGGUCAAAUGGAACAGUGAAAGAAAGCAAGACAUCUCCUGGGAAAAUUUACUCAUCUCAUAAAGUAGGACAUUGGAGGAGUGCAGUGAAAAGUGAUGCAUCGAAAAAUGAUUUGACAACCAACGCUUUAAUCGAACAAGUUGUUUAUUCUGUACGUAAGCCGUCGUCCACUGGAAGAGCUAAAUCAAGUUAUCCCAGGCUAAGCGCGAUCACACUGACAUCAGAUGUCGCAGAGUAUCGCUACAAGUCUGCUGGCCACGGGGAAAAUUUCUUGCCCAGCCAAGUUCGGGCUCAGCCAAGUAAUUUGAAUUUACGCCAACUGGAAAGAAUCCAUUCAACGCUAUUGGAAAUGAAAGACAACAAGGGAAACUCGAAUCUACGAAGAAUAAUAUAUAAAAAAAUGCAAGAUAUGAUACCUACAUCUAUAUCUAUUGAUCCUUCGUUAUCUUUCAACUCGAUUGCAUCAACGGCAAACAAGCAAUCGAGAAAGUCAAAAUCUAUCAGUACACUUUUCGGCAAACAAAUGCAACUGAAUGGCAUUAAACUAAAUGGGAUUAGACUAAAUGGAACUAAACCACCGUUAAAAUCCUCAAGAACGGAAACCGAUUCUAUGGUACAUCGUAAAUCCUCGAAAUGAAACUUAUUGAGAAAUUACGAAUAUUAAUCAUUAAUUAAUGAUUGACGUUUAAUUCUCAAUGCUUACGAAAUAUUUACAUUUAUGAAUGUUUUCUUUAUAAAAAAAAAAGUGAUUGCUUAAACUCUGAUUACUCAAUAUAGAUCGCUGAUGCUCUCUCU